AUUUACCCCACGCCUGUCCCCUGGUUGAGUUCCUGGUUUCAGAGGUGGGAAGAGCCAUCACCGUACAGGUGACAGUGGUUCCUGUGUCCAGAAUCCAGGCUAGAAGCCUCUUGUGCCCCGAUCUCAGGGUUAACUCCCAGAUUGAACUACCAUGAAACUGCACCGAAAGUCCGUGCUCAGUUUCUUCCACGGAUACAGAACACAGGCUCCAGACCGGGAGGGCAUCUUGCUAAAGAAGGGAGCCCGAAAUAUCAGCUAUCAACGCCGCUGGUUUGUCCUCCGGGGAAACCUCCUCUUCUACCUGGAGCACCAGGCAGACCGCACACCCCUGGGCCUCAUCCUCUUAGAAAACUGCCAGGUGGAGCCACGCCUCGGGGCCACAGAACCCUAUGCCUUUACCAUCUUGACCCCCGGGGUUGAGGGCACAGAAGGUGGGCGGACCUACAAGCUGGCAGCAGAAAACCAGGGAGAGCUGGCAGCGUGGCUGUGGGCACUGGCUGGGGUGAGCUGGAGGCGGCUGGUGGCGCUACUACCCCCACUGGAGGCCCAGUACCGGGAGCUGUGCCAGGCAGCUGGCCAAGAACCCAGCUCACCCCCAGAGGACUGUGGCUUCCUAGCCACCCUCAGUCCCCCCUCCAGCUUCCAGGAGUUGCACGAGCACUUUGGGAAAGAGAUCCGGGUGCUGCAGGUGGUGCGUGGAAGACUCCAGUCCAGUGACAACAGAGGCAGCAGAUCCCAGGCAAAGGGGGAGCAGGAGCUCAACAGUUGUUGAUGAGUGACUGAAAGAUGGACCAAAGGCCAAAAGGUCCCUCCCUGCCAAGACCAGCUGAGUGCUUCAGCAGACACCCAGAUCCUGGCCUGCUCCAUUGUUUCCUCCCCACCCCCACCCCACCUAGUUCUUAUUCUAACUCCCUUUAUCAAAUAACAAGGCAGGAGACAGGCCCAGGUACAACA
Messenger RNA from Leopardus geoffroyi (Geoffroy's cat), 954 nucleotides. Its product is annotated as sesquipedalian-1-like. Gene Ontology annotation, cellular component: recycling endosome; early endosome; trans-Golgi network. Lineage: Eukaryota; Metazoa; Chordata; Mammalia; Carnivora; Felidae. The transcript is spliced from 2 exons. Gene Ontology annotation, biological process: endosome organization; receptor recycling; retrograde transport, endosome to Golgi. The coding region runs from base 152 to 772 and encodes 206 amino acids. The record is from RefSeq and is a predicted model, not a curated record.